UGUACUGAAUUCCCUUUUCAUACUCAGCAGUCAAUACAAUAGAGAGAAGAAGAUAAAUAGUGUGCCAUCAUCAUUCUCCUCUCAAGUCUCAAAAGGCAGGCAAAAUCUCAGCUGACCAUCUUCUGGCUCUGUUCGUAAGCUUUCAGAAAAACACUGAAGUUAUCAAGUUACCGUCUGCAGUAGAGCAGCCAUAACAAUGGCGGAUAUGAACGGCUCUCCAACGCCUGCCAGGCUCGAGGGGAAGUUGACUGCAAUUGUUGUGUGUUGGGUUCUUGGAUUGGGAACCCUUGUUGCUUGGAAUACUAUGCUGACCAUUGGAGACUAUUAUUAUGCAUUAUUCCCGCGGUAUCAUCCUGCAAGGGUACUUACCCUUGUUUAUGAACCAUUUGCACUUGGAACGAUUGCAAUACUUGCAUAUAAAGAAGCUAAGAUUGAUACAAGGAAGCGUAACUUGGCAGGGUUUACUCUUUUCUUCCUGAGCACAUUCGCCCUCCUAAUUCUGGAUUUAGCCACCUCAGGAAAAGGAGGAAUCGGAAAUUACAUUGGUAUAUGCAUCAUUGUUGCUGUUUUUGGCAUAGCAGAUGCCCAUAUUGAAGGUGGAAUGGUUGGAGAUCUCUCCCUCAUGUGUCCCGAGUUCAUCCAAUCAUUCUUUGCUGGUCUAGCUGCCUCUGGGGCUUUAACAUCUGCAUUAAGAAUGAUGACAAAAGCAGCCUUUGAUAAAACAAAUCAUGGUCUCCGCAAAGGCGUCAUUCUAUUUCUGGCCAUCUCCACAUUCAUUGAGCUUCUGUGUAUUUUCCUCUAUGCAUUCGUCUUUCCUAAACUACCUAUUGUGAAGCAUUUCCGUGCAAAAGCUGCAUCAGAAGGAUCAAAAACAGUUACUGCUGAUCUUGCAGCUGCUGGAAUCCAGACACAGGGUGAUAAUGAUGAUAAACAGUUGAACCGGCUGAGCAACAAACAGUUAUUUUUUCAAAACAUUGAUUACGCGUUGGGCGUGUUUCUUAUAUAUGUCCUCACUUUAUCUAUCUUCCCUGGAUUUUUGUACGAAAACACCGGGAAUCACAAAUUGGGAUCAUGGUAUGCUAUCGUUUUGAUUGCAAUGUACAAUGUGUGGGAUCUUAUCGCUAGAUAUAUUCCUCUAAUUGAAUGCCUCAAGAUAGAAUCAAGGAAAGGCCUUAUGGUGGCAAUACUAUGUCGUUUGGUGUUCAUCCCUGCAUUCUACUUCACUGCAAAAUAUGGUGAUCAAGGAUGGAUGAUAAUGCUCACAUCCUUAUUGGGAUUAACCAAUGGCUAUCUUACAGUCUGUGUCUUCACAGCAGCCCCUAAAGGUUACAAGGGUCCAGAGCAAAACGCAUUAGGGAACUUGCUAGUACUAUUCCUUCUUGGAGGCAUAUUUGCAGGUGUAGCCCUGGAUUGGUUGUGGCUUAUUGGCAAUGGAAGUUUCUGAAGGUGCAACACUUGUAUUCAUCCCUGCAUUCGAAGUGACACUUCCCAAUUUCGAAUAAUGAUGCAUACGAUACUGAGAUAGGAAGUGGAAUGAAGAUAGUCGAUUGUUACCAAAUGUUAGAUGAUAGAUGUUUUAUUUAUAGAAUCUGUUGUUCAAGGUUUUGGAAAGGCAUCAUUUCUUUUCGUCACAUGGUUGAAUUCUUGAAAAAAAAAAAAACCCUGAUAGUUAGUACAUUGAUAAAUAUAUUUUACCAAUG
Messenger RNA from Coffea eugenioides, 1700 nucleotides. RefSeq names its product equilibrative nucleotide transporter 3-like. Gene Ontology annotation, biological process: nucleoside transmembrane transport. The transcript is spliced from 10 exons. Gene Ontology annotation, molecular function: nucleoside transmembrane transporter activity. The record is from RefSeq and is a predicted model, not a curated record. NCBI's taxonomy places the organism in Eukaryota, Viridiplantae, Streptophyta, Magnoliopsida, Gentianales, Rubiaceae. Gene Ontology annotation, cellular component: plasma membrane. Bases 197 to 1444 code for a protein of 415 amino acids.